CACACUUGUGAUCAGAAUCAAGAUCCAAAAAAAAAAACUCUUCUUUCAAACAUGGACCGAUCCAUGUUUCUUUCUUUAGCACUAGCUUCACUCUUGGUCGGAGCCGUCUCAGCUCGUGACUGGAACAUCUUGAACCAGCUCAAAGGAUUUGGCUCAUCAUCAAGCCAAAACGGUGUCGUCACUUCAGGGCUCUCGACGAACCUGAAACGAUACUGCGAAAGCUGGAGGAUCAACGUGGAAGUUAACAACAUCAGAAACUUCGAUGUGGUGCCUCAAGAGUGUGUCUCGCAUGUGGAGAAGUACAUGACGUCAUCUCAGUAUGAGGAUGACGUGGAGAGAGCCGUUGAUGAGGUCAUCCUUCAUUUCGGGAGCAUGUGUUGUAGCAAGACUAAGUGUGAUGGCAUGGACGCUUGGAUCUUUGAUGUCGAUGACACGCUUCUCUCUACCAUUCCUUACCACAAGAACAAUGGCUUCUUUGGAGGGGAACAGUUGAAUUCAACGAAAUUCGAGGAUUGGAUAAGGAAAAGGAAAGCACCAUCAGUUCCACACAUGGUGAAACUGUACCACGAGAUCAGAGAAAGAGGCAUCAAGAUCUUCUUGAUCUCUUCCCGAAAAGAAUAUCUCCGAUCUGCCACCGUCGACAACCUCAUCCAAGCCGGUUACUAUGGCUGGUCCAACCUCAUCCUCAGGGGGCUAGAAGAUGAGCAAAAGGAAGUAAAACAGUACAAGUCAGAGAAGAGGACAUGGCUUAUAAAUCUUGGUUACAGAGUUUGGGGAGUGAUGGGAGACCAGUGGAGCAGCUUUGCAGGUUGUCCUCUUCCCAAGAGAACCUUCAAGCUCCCUAACUCCAUCUACUAUGUCGCCUGAUCAAAACAAAAACAAAACUUUGAUUAGGUUCUUUGAACAUGAAAAAGAGAAGAACCAACGAAUAAGAGAGAGCAGUUUUGAUUCUGAUUCUUGUCUUGGUUUUCACUUGUUAUCAUUUUAUAUCAAGAGACUUAUGGAUAACACUGGUUUAUUGAUCAGUACCAAACAAACAAAAACUUAUGUUACAAAUAGAAAUCAAAUCAUAAUCAACCAAUGAUUUACA
Messenger RNA from Eutrema salsugineum, 1090 nucleotides. Its product is annotated as acid phosphatase 1. The transcript has 3 exons. Gene Ontology annotation, molecular function: acid phosphatase activity. The record is from RefSeq and is a predicted model, not a curated record. Lineage: Eukaryota; Viridiplantae; Streptophyta; Magnoliopsida; Brassicales; Brassicaceae. The coding region runs from base 52 to 867 and encodes 271 amino acids.